Molecule: messenger RNA, 1227 nt
Organism: Dovyalis caffra
Lineage: Eukaryota; Viridiplantae; Streptophyta; Magnoliopsida; Malpighiales; Salicaceae
Source: the annotation of a GenBank genome assembly
AUGUUGAAGCUUCAAAUUCAUGGACAAUCAAACUCUACAAGAACUCCCUUGCUAUUGACCAAACAAUUUAUCCAUGGAAAUGUCCAGGCUUCCUUCCAUCUCAAACCAAGAUCCUCUUUCAAUAUUAAAGCACGGAAACGCUUCAAAGCUAGCUUCAAACCUUGUGGCUCUAAAGCCAUAGCAAGUCUUACUCAGGACACUAAAAUCAAGGUUAAGGCUACUGUGAAUGUGAAACGAGCAGUUGGUGGGCUCCUAACAAGCCUAGGGAUUGAUCAAGGUCUCAAUGACAUUCAAGACUUGCUUGGUAAAACAAUCGUAUUAGAGCUUAUUAGCGCUGAUCUUGAUCCAAAGACGGAACUACCGAAACCAACAAUUCAAAGGCAUGCACGCCGAAGGUUAAGCCAAGCAAAUGGGUAUGUCAAAUAUGAAGCAGAAUUUGAGGUUCCACAGGAUUUCGGAGAAGUUGGUGCUAUUUUUGUUGAAAAUGAGUACAAUACUGAGAUUUUCCUUCAAGACGUUGUCCUCAGUGGCUUACCUCAAGGCACCAUUAAUGUGACUUGUGACUCCUGGGUUCAAUCUAAAUAUAACGAUAACCGGAAAAGAGUCUUCUUCACUAACAAGUCAUACUUGCCAUCAAAAACACCAAGUGGUUUGAGAAGGCUAAGAGAGGAAGAGCUCUUAAUUCUGAGAGGCAAUGGUCUAGGCGAACGCCAAGCUGGUGACAGAAUAUAUGAUUAUGAUGUCUAUAAUGAUAUUGGUGAGCCUGAUAAAAGUUCAGAACUAGCAAGACCGGUGCUCGGCGGUGAGGAACUUCCUUACCCUAGACGUUGUCGAACCGGCCGGCCUCGAAGCGAGAAAGAUCCAUCAUCAGAGAUAAGGAAAGGUGAUUUCUACAUCCCUAGAGAUGAAGCAUCGUCAGAAGUAAAGCUGAUAACAUUCUAUGCCAGAACAUUGGCCUCAGUAUUCGAAGCAUUGGUACCUAAUUACUUAGCAAAUGGUGAUCUUGAAUUCCAAGACUUUAAAUCCAUAGGAUCCCUUUUCGAUGAAGAACUUGAAUUGCCUCCCCUUCCGAAAGAAGUGUUUUGGAAAACAAUUCUGCCCCAACUUUUCAAGGCUAUCAGUACCAGCAAUGGAGAAGAUCUGUUGCGCUUUGAGAUCCCUAAAACAUUGAAGAGUAUGGAACAUACUUAUCUUAUCCUGGAUUUCUUGCAUGUUUAUCUCACUUAA